AUGCCGAACCUGAAAAGUGUGGCCGUCAGUACGGGAACAGGCGAGAACAAUUUUGAGAGACUCAUUGCUAUCCUGGCAGCUGUGCCUCAGAUCCAGUACGUUUGUGUCGACGUAGCGAACGGUUAUUCAGAACACUUUGUGCAUUUUGUCAAGGACGUGAGGCAGAAGUUCCCUUCACACACCAUCAUGGCUCAUAAUGUGGUCACAGGAGAGAUGGUGGAGGAGCUGAUUCUCGCUGGUGCCGACAUCAUUAAAGUGGGCAUUGGUCCAGGCUCAGUGUGUACAACCCGGAAAAAGACAGGAGUGGGCUACCCUCAGCUGAGUGCUGUAAUCGAGUGUGCUGAUGCUGCACAUGGCCUGGGUGGACACAUCAUCUCUAAUGGAGGAUGUACCUGUCCUGGUGAUGUCUCUAAGGCUUUUGGCGCAGGGGCGGACUUCGUGAUGUUGGGUGGAAUGCUGGCAGGUCACUCUGAGAGUGGUGGUGAGACCAUCGAGAAAAACAGCAAGAAAUACAAACUGUUCUACGGCAUGAGCUCUGACACGGCCAUGAAGAAGCACUCAAGAGGAGUAGCAGAGUACAGGGCAUCUGAGGGGAAGACAGUGGGGGUGGCCUAUAAAGGGCCAGUGGAGGUCACUGUGAAGGACGUACUGGGUGGAGUUCGCUCCACCUGCACCUACGUAGGAGCCGCUAAGCUGAAGGAGCUGAGUCGCCGUACAACUUUCAUUAGAGUGACUCAACAACUAAACACUGUGUUUGGGAGCAACGACUAAGACUGAAUGCUGGUGUGGUCUGACAGAUUUACUGCAUUAGUUAAACUAAAGAGCUAAACGAUGUCAGAUACAUGUCAGGGUUUAGAAUCUAUACGUCUUUUGUCUGACAAUCCCUCACAUCAUGCACACAGAAUCACACAGUGACAAACCUUUACCCAUAGUAGUGUUUUGGUUGUGACUAUCAGGGCUAAGAGAAAUUCACCUGCAUAGCCUUCAUAUGAAUAAACUCUUCAGAUUAACUUUAAAAUCUCUUGAGAAUGUCAACAUUUUAUCUUUACUAGUAGUGUUCCUUUAAUUUCAUUUACUGGGAAACAUUUAAAAUAGAAACGUAUAUAUAGUGAAGCACUCAGUGACUUCUACAGUAUAACUGCUGUUACUUCAUUGACACUGUGUCUUAAAGCCAAAUCCUGUUAAAAAGCCUUGUGAUUUCUUCCAUUUAUUGUAGUAACAAUUUUAUUAAUGUACUUUUACAUAAGUCAGGUUUUAAUUAAUUAUCAGUAGUGUUUUCUGGUUUUCUACUAAAUGGACCAAAUCUCCGACAGCACUUGUUACCAUUCCACAUUUAUUUUAAUUACUUUUGUCCUCUAUGCACUGAUGAAUAAAGGAGAUGACAGUCCUCUUGGC
Molecule: messenger RNA, 1395 nt
Organism: Tachysurus vachellii
Lineage: Eukaryota; Metazoa; Chordata; Actinopteri; Siluriformes; Bagridae
Product: GMP reductase 2-like
Exons: 7
Coding region: 1-771 (256 amino acids)
Molecular function (GO): oxidoreductase activity
Source: RefSeq, a predicted model, not a curated record